Molecule: messenger RNA, 1946 nt
Organism: Rhineura floridana
Lineage: Eukaryota; Metazoa; Chordata; Lepidosauria; Squamata; Rhineuridae
Gene: STK17A
Product: serine/threonine kinase 17a
Exons: 7
Coding region: 348-1559 (403 amino acids)
Biological process (GO): intracellular signal transduction; protein phosphorylation; positive regulation of apoptotic process
Cellular component (GO): nucleus
Molecular function (GO): protein serine/threonine kinase activity; ATP binding
Source: RefSeq, a predicted model, not a curated record
CGCCGGUUUGCGUUCGCUCUUCGUCUUCCCCGCAGGUGAGGCGGAUGGGUUGAAUCAGCGAGAGGAUGGAGUGGAGAGGCGUGGCUUGCUUGCUGCUCUUCAGCUGCCAGUCAGAAGGGCGCGUGUGGCGGCGGUGGCCGUAGCUUCUUUUCGCAGCGCAGCCGCCCUCCGGUCCUCGCCUCUGGUUCGAAUUGCCUCAAAGCGGGGAGACAGCGACGUUGCCGUUUCUCUCGCCUAGCAGAAGCCGGAGAGGCUCCUCUUCCCUUUUUUUCCUCCCGGUAGAGAGUGGUGAGGAAGAAAGGAGAGGGGGUGAGGACGCCGCCUGCCUCCUUCGACUUCCUCUCGCCAUGAGUCCCGGCGAGAAGCCGCCGCCGCCGCCUCCACCACCCCCGAAUAGCUCCCGGGCUAGCCGGACGCCCUGCCAGCAGCGACGCGGAGGACUUCUGGCGGAGGUUCGGGCUCCCAUCCUUACCGAGUCCUUCCACGAACGCUACAGGCUCAGCCCGGGCCGUGAGCUCGGCAGGGGGAAAUUUGCAGUAGUAAAGAAGUGUGUAAAGAAAGAUACUGAAAAAGAGUUUGCCGCAAAAUUCAUGAGGAAAAGAAGAAAGGGCCAGGAUUGCCGGAUGGAGAUAAUUCAUGAAAUUGCAGUGCUGGAACUGGCACAACGAAAUCAUUGGGUUAUUAAUUUGCAUGAAGUAUAUGAAACACCAACAGAAAUUAUUUUGGUUUUGGAAUAUGCUGCUGGAGGAGAAAUCUUUGACCAGUGUGUAGCUGAAAGAGACGAUGCGUUCAAAGAAAAAGACGUUAAGCGUCUCAUGAGGCAAAUCUUAGAAGGAGUUUCAUUUUUGCAUCGAAAUAAUGUAGUUCAUCUUGACUUGAAGCCCCAGAAUAUUCUGUUAAGCAGUGAAUCACCACUGGGAGAUGUUAGAAUAGUUGAUUUUGGCCUUUCCAGAGUAAUGAAGAAUAGUGAAGAACUAAGAGAAAUUAUGGGAACACCUGAAUAUGUGGCUCCAGAAAUCCUGAGUUAUGAUCCAAUCAGCACUGCAACAGAUAUGUGGAGUAUUGGCGUAUUAACAUACGUCAUGCUAACAGGGGUAUCGCCUUUCUUGGGAAAUGAUAAACAGGAAACAUUCUUAAAUAUAUCUCAGAUGAAUGUAAAUUACUCUGAGGAUUUUGACCUUAUAUCUGAAUCUGCUGUGGAUUUCAUCAAAUCUCUUCUGGUUAAAAAGCCUGAGGAACGGGCAACAGCAGAAGAAUGUUUGGUACAUUCUUGGCUAGCACAAAUGGAUGUUCCUGAUACUAUAUGCUGGAUAAAGAACACUGAAGAGGAGGCAAAUGCUAUUAUUGUAAAUGAAGAUUUUACUUCUGAAAAUUCUACAGAUGGAGAAAAAACAGAAGAGGCAUUGGUGACAGAAGAGCUGAUUGUAGUAGCUUCAUAUACAUUGGGCCAAUGUAGGCAGUCAGAAAAAGAUAAAAUUGUUGAACAGAAAACCAUUUCCAAGCGGUUUAAAUUUGAAGAACCAUUGCUGCAAGAAAUACCUGGAGAAUUUAUUUACUGAAUUGCAACUUGUUUCUGCUCUUGGAGGCUUUGAACUCUAACUUGGGAGACUUGGCAGUCCUUCACUUCUCCUAGACUAAUUUAUGUAUAGUCGAUAACACACUGAUAUGCAAAUACACUUCUUGAUAACAUGGGGGAAGAUGGGACACGAGUCAACUAGGAAACUGUGCCAAACAUCUUAAUUUUUGUGGAAAUGGCUAAUGAUAAAUGCCCUAUACAGAAAAAAGCAGAAAGCUGUAGUUCAUUUUUUCUUCUGUUGGUAUGUGUAAAAUUCUUGUGCUAUACCUUCUGUUUUAACUAUUCAGUGGGGACCGAUAUUCCUGUACAAGUGACCACUGAUUAAAAAAGAAAUUUGUCUGAACAAGCGAUAAACAUGACUUUUCACCAA